CAUAUAACGUGAAACAUGAAACAUAUUCCCCUUGUUGAUGUAGAAAUACACUAUGUAUUGAUAGAUCUGACAACUUUUAUUACUUUACAGGGCGCUAAGCAGCGGUUCCAGUUCCUGGAGAAGAAAGGCAAAUCCAUGAUGGCUGUUCGGAAGAUCAGGCAGUUCGACGACGAUUUUGACACCAAGGUAUUUGUCAAUGAGGCGAUGCAGAUAUACAUCGAUACACACAAGGCUCUAGUCGACUUUGACGAAGACAAGCUCCACGAAUUGGUGACUGAACGAGCAUACCCUCUGGUGAUCAACGAGAGGAAGAAUCGUACCCUGAGGUGGCAGUUCAUUCGUUCGAUAGAGCCCCCAACAGUGGUCCACGCACGCACAACAGACAUUAUAACGAAGGAAAACAUUUUCGCUCAAGUCACCGUCCGAUUCCAUACGAAACAGACUCUGGCAGUUUACGACCGGUUCGGCCGACUCAUCCAGGGCUCAGAAGUCGUCGCCAGAGACGUCCUGGAAUACGUGGUGUUCGAAAAGCACGUGGCCAACACCUACGGAACCUGGAGGAUCCACGACAAGAUCGUUCCGGAUUGGAUGCCCCCUAGACAGCCCAUUCGCAGGACGUAUAGGAUGGAUGAUGUUGAGGUGGAACCUGUUGAAGAGGAAGAAGCUGUUGUUACAAAGGAAGAUGCAAAAGAAACUGUGGCUGCAGCUUCUAGUUAAUUUUAAAAUAUAGUUAGAAAUAGUGAUGAGGAAUUGUUCGUUUUGUAAAUAAAGUUUUAAAAAGUUUAAAGGAAAA
Messenger RNA from Macrobrachium nipponense, 793 nucleotides. Its product is annotated as large ribosomal subunit protein mL45-like. Gene Ontology annotation, cellular component: mitochondrion. NCBI's taxonomy places the organism in Eukaryota, Metazoa, Arthropoda, Malacostraca, Decapoda, Palaemonidae. The coding region runs from base 16 to 717 and encodes 233 amino acids. The transcript is spliced from 3 exons. The record is from RefSeq and is a predicted model, not a curated record.